CUCAUUUUAAAAGUCUAAGUAAAAUUGUAUUGGUUCUUACUUCUUUAUGCCCAUUUUUCUGUAAAUGUUACCCUUCAUCACCGAUCAAAUGACAAUUUUAAUGGUAAAACAACCAAAAUUAAAUAAAUAGCACACAACCAUGGCCAUCAGUCAUCACCCAUGAGCCAUGAUGCAAUACUACGCAACAGAUAUCAAUAAUAUGUUUAAUUAAUUCAAAUUAAAAUUAAUCAAAUUUGCUUUAUUGCGAUAACACAACCAAUAAGCAAGGGGAGUGAGGAAUCACAAUCACUUCCCAAUUCCCAUCUCUUUUGGUUUGUUUCUUUGGUCUCUUGGGAUGCUUCAAAGAUUCAAUUAAAAGUAAACACCUUUAAUUUCAUAUUCUACUAUUUCACAGGUAGAUUGAUUCUGCUGCCAUGGCAGAUGUCAGCUUCCAUUAACCUUCUUUCUUUCUUCCUUCUUCACCUUCUUCUUUGCUAUAUAUAUUUACCCUUUUCUCUUUCAAUAUCCAACUCUCCCAUCUUUGCUUUUCAACUUUCAAUGUUUAGCUAAUAGGGCACUUGUUUUUCUUUGAUAAAUUCGCUUAUUCUUCCGAUGUCAUUAAGUGAUUAUGUGUAUAAAUGCGAAUUUUAUUUUAUCCACAAGAAAUUACUAGAUGCUGAUUUUCUCAUAGUUUUAUUAUUCAAUGCCCAAGUACAAAGCACUUUAGUGCGCUAGGUACAACCACUGCUUCUUCCUCCUGAUUGUAGGUCCAUUACCUUUUUUAAUUUUCCUAUUAGAUGAUAUAGUUUUGUGGUAUUUUUUUAUUUUCUAAUUAAUACUACUCUUUCCCAACUUGGGUUUUCUCCUUUACUCAUUUCUUUUAGAUUUAUCCAUUUGGGUUUCUUGUUUUCAUCUAAAUUCUUCAAAUUUUGUACCUUUUCUAAAAAAAAACUUGUGGGGUUUAUUUAGAAGCAAGAAAUUUGGAGAUGUGUUCAAAAAAGAGCAAACAUUCAUCAAAUUCUGAAACUUUGCAAAAGAUUUCCUCAUUUCCAGAUGAAGUAUUGGAGAAAGUUUUAGGCUUUCUUGAAUCCCAUAAAGAUAGAAGUUCAGUGUCAUUAGUUUGUAAGGAUUGGUAUAAUGCUGAAAGAUGGAGUAGAACUCAUAUAUUUAUUGGUAAUUGUUAUGCUGUUACACCUGAAAUUGUUGCUAGAAGAUUUCCAAAGAUAAGAAGUGUUAUCUUGAAAGGAAAACCUAGAUUUUCAGAUUUCAAUUUGGUUCCUGAAGAUUGGGGUGCUUAUAUUCAUCCUUGGCUUCUUUUCUUUGCUAAAGUUUACCCCUUUUUGGAGGAAUUACGAUUAAAAAGGAUGAGGGUUAGUGAUGAAAGUUUGGAAUUUUUGUCUUUGUCUUUCCCUAAUUUCAAGAGGAUUUCUUUGCUAAGCUGUGAUGGGUUCAGUACUGAUGGUCUUGCUGCUAUUGCCUCUAAUUGCAAGAACUUAGUUGAGUUCGACAUUCAGGAAAAUGGAAUUGAGGAUCGCAAUGGUGACUGGUUGUGUGGCUUUCCUGAAAGUUUCACAUCAUUGGAGAUUCUUAACUUCUCCAAUAUUCAUACCAAAGUCUGCUUUCCUUCUCUCGAGAAACUGGUAGCCAGGUGCAAAUCUUUACGUGUUUUGAAGGUGAACAAAAAUGUAGACUUGGAGCAAUUGCAGAGAUUGCUUGUAAAAGCUCCUCACCUGACACAACUAGGCACAGGGUCCUUCUCACAGGAGCUCCAGCCUUCCCAAUUUGCGAGUCUUGAGAGUAUUUUUAACAACAAUUGCAAUCUACAAACCGUUUCGGGUUUAUGGGAAGUCAAUCCGGUAUAUUUGCCUGUUCUUUAUCCAGCUUGCGCAGGGCUGACAUUUUUGAAUCUUAGCGAUGCAGCUUUGCAAUGUGAUGAGCUUGCUCAGCUUCUUGUGCACUGCCCGAAUCUUCGGCGUCUUUGGGUGUUGGACACUGUUGGGGAUGAAGGUCUGGAAGCUGUUGGAUCCAGCUGCCCUUUGCUUGAAGAACUCCGGGUAUUUCCUGCAAGCCCGUUUGAAGAUGCUGAUAUUGCACACGGGGUUACCGAGACUGGUUUUGUUGCAUUGUCCUAUGGAUGCCCUAAGCUCCAUUAUGUCCUUUACUUCUGCCGCCAAAUGACAAAUGAAGCUGUCGCAACCAUCGUGCGAAACUGCCCUGAUUUUACUCAUUUCCGCCUCUGUAUAAUGAAUCCUGGUCAACCUGAUCAUUUGACAAAUGAACCAAUGGAUGAGGCUUUUGGCUCGGUCGUAAAAUCUUGUAAGAAACUCAGAAGACUUGCCGUUUCUGGUUUAUUGACCGACCUAACUUUUGAAUAUAUCGGGAAAUAUGCCAAGAAUUUGGAGACACUUUCUGUGGCUUUUGCCGGAAGUAGUGACUUAGGUAUGAAAUGUGUUCUGGCUGGUUGUCCUAAACUGAGGCGGCUGGAAAUAAGGGAUUGCCCCUUUGGUAAUUCUGCUCUUCUGUCAGGAUUGGAGAAAUACGAAUCUAUGAGAUCUCUCUGGAUGUCGGCUUGUAAUGUCACGAUGAGUGCUUGUAAACUGUUGGCAAAGGAAAUGCCUAGGCUGAAUGUUGAGGUCAUAAAGGACGAGGAUACCGAUGACUGCCAGGCGAAUAAAGUUUAUGUCUACCGUACUGUUGCUGGACCUAGAAAGGACGCCCCUCCUUUUGUUGUCACGCUUUGAAAUCAACAUAUUUGCUCGAUGAAGUUUCAGAUUGUUGAUGGAGAAAAACACACAUAGCAGAACUUACUAUCCGUUCGCCAUCAUUCUCUGGUGUUAGCCCAUAACUAAUACGAAAAAAAUCAGCAUGUUUUGCUGUUCAAUGGCUCCCUCUUGUGUAUUUAAGUCUCGGAAGCAGCUACAACUUCUUAAGCUUGGACUUGAAUACAAAAUUCAUGAGAGGAUGUAGAUAAGCUGCAAACCUGACUCUAGAAGGACUGAUCUCAUCCGAAGCACUGAAACUCCAAAUGUUCCGAAACACACACUGAUGCGAUCAACGAAAAAUGACUAUGGAGCAGCGAACAACUGACGAAACCCAUAUCGCCAAAUCCCGAGAAAUAUGCAAAGGUUGUAUUAUACAGGAUGAGGCCUUUUCAGGCGAUUAAUAUUCUGUACAUGCUGUUGUAUGAUUUUAGUCCUGUAUUGUGCGGAGCUUUCUCUUUCACUAGCGCAGGGUAUAUAUUUCCAUAGCUUCAUAGCAGCACGUUUUGUAGCCGACAAAAUGUAUGUGCUGGGCAUGUAAUUGUAUUCGUGUAUCGAUUUGUGAAUUUUCUGUGAAUCUUCAUCUGUAUUUUUAUUGAUGAAUGGAUCAAAAACAGUUAGCUUUCUACUUAA
Amaranthus tricolor (Joseph's coat) is the source of this 3371-nucleotide messenger RNA. Its product is annotated as protein TRANSPORT INHIBITOR RESPONSE 1-like. The transcript has 4 exons. Gene Ontology annotation, cellular component: SCF ubiquitin ligase complex. Gene Ontology annotation, molecular function: protein binding. Bases 966 to 2720 code for a protein of 584 amino acids. Gene Ontology annotation, biological process: SCF-dependent proteasomal ubiquitin-dependent protein catabolic process. NCBI's taxonomy places the organism in Eukaryota, Viridiplantae, Streptophyta, Magnoliopsida, Caryophyllales, Amaranthaceae. The record is from RefSeq and is a predicted model, not a curated record.